AUGUUGGAGGAGGUGAAACGCAAUGAACCCGUUACUUUGAUUGAUCGUCGAAUUAUGCACUACGUGCACCGCUCGCGGCUUCGUCACUUUCAGCUGUUUCGUUCAUAUCAACAGAAGUCAAACGCAACGGAGUGCAAGUUGCGUGAGGGGGAGAUGCUGCGUCGCCGCUGGCAUCGAAGGCUGCAGAAGUCAUUUAUUGCCUUUAUGCAAUUUAAGACGAUGAAGGUACUUGAAGACCAGGCGAGAUUGGUGAACACCUAUGGCCAGGCGGCUGUGAACGCGGCGUUGGGUGAUCCCUGGGAGGCCGCUGCAGACACGGUAAAGGACCGCAAGUAUGUGACAGUCCAGCGCAAGGUGAAUACCUUACCUGUACUUAGUGUUGUGCCCAAGCACGUUGCCACCAUGAAACAAAUCCACAAUGAUCGCUUUAAUUAUCGCUGGAGGGUGAAUUAA
This is a messenger RNA of Trypanosoma rangeli, 453 nucleotides long. RefSeq lists its product as uncharacterized. NCBI's taxonomy places the organism in Eukaryota, Euglenozoa, Kinetoplastea, Trypanosomatida, Trypanosomatidae. Bases 1 to 453 code for a protein of 150 amino acids. The transcript has a single exon. The record is from RefSeq and is a predicted model, not a curated record.